Messenger RNA from Iphiclides podalirius (scarce swallowtail), 669 nucleotides. NCBI's taxonomy places the organism in Eukaryota, Metazoa, Arthropoda, Insecta, Lepidoptera, Papilionidae. The record is from the annotation of a GenBank genome assembly.
AUGUUCCUCUUUAAAAGAGGCGGGAAUUGCGGCUCUGAGACGUGCAAUUAUGACACGUCAGAAGACUCUCUCAUAUUUGAUAAGGUCAGAGCAGAGAGAGUCCAGCUCUCAAUUACAGCCCAGGCGUAUGGGACGACAGUUGAAUCGGCCUUGAGGAGACGUCUGCACUCCAAUGUAAUAAAAUUACAAGACCUUGACUGGCAGAGAGAAGAGGUUAUACGUGACUCCAAGUCUUUAGAAAACGAGCUCGAGCAAACGGAAAGAAGUAUACAUGACACAAUUGAUCGUAGGAAAGUGGUGGAAGGAAGACUAGCUGGCAGGUCGUCACGUCCGUUGAAGGAGCAAACGGUUGAUCAAGUGAGCUACCAACUCCGUGCCGAAUUAGGAAAAUUGAGAAAAUUCACUAACGACUUGAGGAUUAACAGAGAGAAUAUCAUAUCAUUACAGAAUCAUCUCAGGAAUGGUUUGGAGCAUAUAGAAUGUUGUGCGGAGGACAUAAUGUAUGUGGUAAGGAUAGAUCAAGAUAGGUUGCAAGCUCGAUCUGUCCAUGAAAACAGAACCACAGACAAUUCCAUAAACACUGCGCCCAUAAAUCCAGCAUCUUACAACUCUGACAGACAAACAAACUUUACUUUAGAAGCUAUUAAAGAAGAAAGCGAAUAUGAUUUA